AUGAUAGCUAGUGAAGGUUCCAGCAGUCGUUUCCCCGGUGGAAGUGACUAUCAGCGAAAGGCCUACUCAAGUGCGGAAUGGUGCGAGAGGUAUCGUAAGGUCAACACUAUUCAUGAUGCUUUUAUGAAGUUGACUUCAAUGGGCGACGUAACAGCAGUGUAUCGACGGCCAAUAUGGGUUAAUCUGUCAGCUGCAGAGCUUAUCGCACCAGCUUCUGAUGCUUUCUAUGGCAUACCGGCCUCAAGGAAUGCGAUUUUGGGCUAUAUCGGAUUGCUCAUCCAUGAGAAUGCUCAUCAGUGUUUCUCAAAGCAAGAGAAUCCUCAGUAUGGGGUCGAUUACAGUUCUGUAGAGAGCGCUGCAGUCACUCUAAUGAGGAUGGUAGGAGAUGCGGUUACAUCAUCAUUCCUCAAGAAAUCUGUCAUUGAGGUGCUCUCGUGGUGCUGCACUAUUUCUUCGGAACUCAGUCAGCACAAUGCUGGUCGAUUGAGUGUACUCAAUCUCCCUCGAGGCCCCGAAUCUCUUCUAGAGCUGUUCAAAAUGGUUGGCUCCAUUGCUCAACUGAUAAAACUUAUCGAUACAACUAUAAACGUGUUGAUCACUUUCCCGGGCUCAAUUGUAGAUCAUUUGUUCACCGUUGGAGCUGAUCAGUUCAAGGCUUAUGUAGAGGAUAUCAAGUUAAAGGAAAGGAAUCAGGUUUCGGACGGCUAUUCUUUCUGGUAUACAUGA
Messenger RNA from Cooperia oncophora, 726 nucleotides. Lineage: Eukaryota; Metazoa; Nematoda; Chromadorea; Rhabditida; Trichostrongylidae. The record is from the annotation of a GenBank genome assembly.